UCACUGGGAAUAGGGCCCCUGCGAGGCGAGCUCCGGAGCGGCGGGCGGGCAGUCCGCUCCCGGGGGCGGGAAGGGCCCUGGGCCCGGGCGGAGGCGGCCAGGCCAGGGGGGCCCUGGUCCCCAGCGGGAGAGCGAUGAGCGGCCCCCUGGAGGAGCGGGAGCUGCAGGAGAGGCUGCGGGAAGCGGCCGCUCUGGGGGACCUGGAGGAGGUGCGGCGCCUGCUGCGGAGCGGGGCGGACGUCAACUCCCCAAAUGAGAUCAACGGCUGGACUUGUUUGCACUGGGCAUGCAAACGGAACCAUGCUGAAGUGGUCUCUUGCCUGAUUGAUGCAGGUGCUGAUAAGGAGAUUCUCACAGCUAAAGGAGAACUGGCAGCCCAGUUAACGUCAAAGAAAGAAAUCAGGAAGAUUAUGGGAGUGGAGGAAAAUGAAUUUCAAGAAGUGGAAGACUUAAACUUGCCAAUUGUUGCAAACUAUUUGGCCAAUCCACCCUUCCCUUAUGUUUACACUAAAGAAAGCAACAGCAUUCCAGCCAUCUCAACAGCAUCCCAGAAUGAAAGCACUUCCGUCUCUUCUGUUUCUCUGUGUGAAACUAGUCCUUGCUCAUCAGCAACUCAUGUCGAAAGCAUAUGCACAUCCAUGUCGUCACACAGCGAAGAUCGUUUUCCUGUGGUACGCUCUAAGGAAGGCCAGCCCAUCCCAUCAGCACCCAUCGUGGUGCCAGAAUAUCCAAAACCUAGAGUCCAGAAUGGCCCCAUUUGUCAGCCAUCUAUGUCUCAUAAUAGAGGCCUCUUUUCUCCAGUAGCAUCUAAACAGCCUGUACCUCAGCAACAGAAUGGCUCUCAUACUGGGGCUGCACCGACAUUUCAGCCACUUUUCUUCACCGGAACUUUUCCAUAUAAUAUGCAAGAACUGGUGCUUAAGGUAAGAAUUCAGAACCUUAGGGAAAAUGACUUCAUUGAGAUUGAAUUAGACAGACAAGAACUGACCUAUCAGGAUCUACUCAAAGUCAGUUGCUGUGAACUGGGUGUUAAUCAAGAGCAAGUGGAGAAGAUUAGGAAGUUACCAAAUACGUUGGUAAGAAAGGACAAAGAUGUUGCAAGACUUCAAGAUUUUCAAGAACUGGAGCUGGUUCUAAUGAAAAGUGACAACUCUCGUUUUAGAAAUGCUGCAUCAACACUGACGGAGAGGUCUUGCUACAAUAGUAAAGCAUCAAAGCUGACUUACUGAACUUUCUAGGAUGUGAGAAUUAUAUGCUGCUGUCUUCUGAAGCAGUGGAUUAACUGUGUAUGAAACCUUAAGUUAUUGUUAGGGUUAAUAUUUUAACUAAUAAUAGUGUAUCUUUGAUAUUUACUAUCCCCUUUGCUUUUUUUUAACUUAAUAUUGUAUUCAGAUGAAGGGUACCUCAUUUGUCUAUUAAGCUGACAUGCUUCAGAUACAAGUCAAUAAAGUUUACUGGUUGUAUCUGGCAUAAGAAGACAGCUGGUCAACUGUUGGCAUGAAAAGUAAAGACUUCUGGAAAAAUCAAUCAGGCACAGUUAGAUAGCUGUAUCUUUUCUGCAUAAAUUUGGGCUUCUAUGGCUUGUGGCAAAACUGUUGCCCCCUGAAAAUGUAAAUACUGCCCUUAUUUCUCAGACUCCUCUGGGUGCAGUCUCUUUCUGCUGUCACCAAAACUUUUAAGUGAACUGAUGAAGAUAUAAGGGUUUGUAUUAGAGAGAGAGACAGUCUUCAAGAAUUUGGUUUUGUACUGCUUUCUCCUUCCUCAGUCUAUGAAGAGUCUCAAAUCCAUGUUUGGGAGUGGAGUUUAGCCAUCUGAUUACUGUACACAGUACCUGGCUCACUGAGUCUCUUACAACUGCUCUAAGUGUGAAGUAGCAUGCCAUGAUGUCUUUUAGAGGAGUGGUCUUACUGCUCAAAGUGAAAAGGAGGACUUGUGGCACCUUAGAGACUAACCAAUUUAUUUGAGCCUAAGCUUUCGUGAGCUACAGCUCACUUCAUCGGUGCAUCACGAAAGCUUAGGCUCAAAUAAAUUGGUUAGUCUCUAAGGUGCCACAAGUACUCCUUUUCUUUUUGUGAAUACAGACUAACACGGCUGCUACUCUGAAACCUGCUCAAAAUGGUCCACAGAACUCACCCAUUGUAACAACCACACAGGGACAGCUUGCUAAAAUCAGGUUCCCAGAUGUCAAAAUGCCAUUGAUGUUUAGUAAAUACCUUUAUUUCUCUUCCCCAAACUAAUAUGUGACCCAACUGAACAAAAUGGGAUAACUUUUAAUAUUUUGUUCUUAAAAUAUUGAUUUUUUUUUUAAAAGUAAACCUUAGCUGCACUGUUGAACAAAUGUAUUAGAUCGUCAAAGCAAAUGAAAGUUACAUAUGUGGUUGUGUUUAAAAGGAAACUGCCCUGUUUGACUGUAUAUUUAAAUUUUUUUUGUGGGUAUCAAUUUCUUUUAAAAACCUAUAUACUUGUCCACUUGGCAAGCAUUAAUUAUGCCCUAUGAUUCAAAUAGUGCUUUAAUGCUUUUUAAAAAAAUCUCUUCUAGGAACUAGUCUCAUUGAUACUCACAGUUCAGGGAAGCUGGGUUAAAUUCAGCGGCCUUUGCAGUAGGAGCACAAUACUAGAAAAUAUUUGUUGUUGAGAAGUAUCAACUCCAGAGGGGAGAGUCUGCUCUUGCUUAGCCAAACCCAAUUAAGGGAACAUGUGAAUGGAAAAAGAGGCACCAUCAGAAGCAAUUAACAUAUGCACCUGGAGCUGUUUCUAAACUGAUUCUGUAUGACACAUUCGUCCCACAACUGUUGCAUUACAUUGCAUGAGCUGGUGUCACUUAAAGCGUGUCAAAAGCUACAGCCAAUUGAGUAAUCCAAUAGCUUAAUGUUGCUGGACGCUUUAUAGCACUAUGUUAAAAACUUGAAUCUAAGCUACUUAAGCUCUUAAUUUUUCAGAGCAAGUCUAUAGACUUAGCCUGGGCAGUGUAAAUUUAAAACAUAUAUCACAUUUGCGAUCAAAUACUAUAUUUUCAAGUUGUUUUUUCUCCCAAGGAGACUGGGUUUACUUUUGUUGCUGGGCGUACUAAUCUCUAGCAGUUCUGAAAACACUUGACUACCCUGACUCUGAUGAAGGCUAGGUGGAUGUGCAGAAAAACUAGAAAUGGCAAUUCCAGAUUGAGUAGGAAAGCUGGCCUUUCUUAGACUUAAAUAAACAUCUCCUACCGGAGUGACUUUCAAUUAAAAAUGUAACCUAAUUUAUAAGAGAUCUAAUAUUGAUUCCAUCUCCAACUCUAUUUCUUUAUUAAGCUAUAUUAGAGCAGCUGCAUUUAAAUAGCUGCUUCUUGCACUACUACCCCAAGAAGAACGUGAUAAACCAUAGGGAUUUUUUUAUGUGGAUUGCAGCGUAUAAUAUUGGAAAUGAUUUAGUGUAAUACACUGCAUAGGGGAUAGCUUCCCCUUGCAGUAACUAAUGCUCUGUUUGACUAACAUGUUUUCACACGCCAUACAACUGAUGGCACAUAUUGGUUUAUAUUUAUACAUUUCUGAAUUUGACUAGACAAUAACAGAAUGUGGCAAAUGCAACACAGAUAAAAUCCAAAACAUAAAGAUGAGUUAAAGUUACUAGCACUUUCCUUUUGAUCACUGAGCUUUUGCUUAACUGGCUCAAAAAUACAUUACUGCAUUCUAGGUCCUUUCCCUAUUCUAACACUCCACCAAUGAAAGCCUCCAGCGAUAUGCACCUGUGGUCUAAUCCUUCUGCCUUCUAAUUCAGUCUGACAGUACUCUCCCCUGUUCUGUCCAUACAGUGGUUGGACUGCUCGUGAGGCCUGAUUCAACUCCUACUCAACUGAAGGCCCCAUCAGUACUUAGUCCAACCUGAUACUCCCUGUGGUGGGGAUUUGGCCUAUGUACUUGCCACUGUAGUGUCGGGGUUAUUUCAAAGUGAAUGCUAAACUGUUUGGAAACAACAGUAGCUAUGUAGAUCAAAAUUAAGAGUAUUCACAGCUAGUUUUGCCGAUCCUAUGGUUUAAUGCGUGUAGGACAUUCACUUUUACAUAAACAAUGUAACAGAAUUGUCCAGCAACUAAUAGAAGUGAUUCUAUUUUAAUAAGCUUUAUUUUCUCUAAUUCAUGACAACUAACCAUCAACUUGAUAUGCAACACAACCUUUGCUAAAGAACUACUAACUGUAAAAAUAUAGUGCUGGUAACUGAGCAGAUCUAUGCAUUCAGAGAAAUAUUUUUGUAUGUUUUAUGAAGUUUGAUAAAAUUUAAAGGACACUAACUAUGUUAAUGGUGAAUUUAUUUCUGUUCAUUGAAUAAUAAAGAUGUCAGUGUAAAAAAA
Messenger RNA from Chelonia mydas (Green sea turtle), 4327 nucleotides. Its product is annotated as ankyrin repeat domain-containing protein 40. Lineage: Eukaryota; Metazoa; Chordata; Testudines; Cheloniidae. The record is from RefSeq and is a predicted model, not a curated record. The transcript has 5 exons. The coding region runs from base 135 to 1229 and encodes 364 amino acids. Gene Ontology annotation, molecular function: protein binding.